AUGCACGUGGCAGACCCCUGCGCAGGGGUCCUUACGAACCUCGAAGUCCUGGCGUUGCUUCGGCAGCAGCAGCGCCGCCUGCCCUCGCUGCAGUCUCUUCUCCUCAACCAUUCUUCGUCUUCCAACACGCACGCGGCGCGCGAGUCGGCACCAGGGGACCGGGAAGGUGUCUCCGGGGCGACUUCCGCGGCGCGGGCGGACCCAGCCGCAAGCGAUGCGCCCUCUGUGCUUCGCCCUGAAGCAGUCAAAACGUAUCUCCACCAGCAUAUGCUGAACUACACCCUGCAGGAGUACAUCCAGGCGACUUGCCCGUACCUCUCGCUUCUGGACACAGGGCCGCCUCAGCGACUGUCUUCAGAUAAGAGCCCAAGAGGCCAGCGUCCGCGCCCCGGAGCCGGCGUUCAACAGAAGAAACCCGCCCGUGCGGGGGACGACAAGUCCCACCUCCAGCCAGGAGCCGAGGGACCCGCGGGCGGACGCCUGAGUCGCAGUGGUAGCGCGGCUGGCGGGGUGGCUGCGCCGGGCGCGACUCGAGGCCUGCAAAAGCUGCUCGGGAGGCGCUUCUUCACCUGCGUCGGACCGUGCCUGGAGGUGCUGAGUCUCCGCUACGGCCUCUACCAAGGCGAACUUCUUCAGUUACUCAAUCUGGGGGCCUCGAGGCCUGUCGAAAUCUACGCCAUGGUAGAGGAAUGCGCCGUACGGCUCUCGGAGAACGAUGUUAACGAAAUUCUAUCCGUCAUUCAACACUACUUGGUUGACCACAAAACCAACCCGCUUCCCUACGCCCUUCCAGUUCCAGCGGCUUCUCGCCAGGCGUCGAACCCCGCGUCUCCUCCUCUGUCGUACGCGUACGCGACGGGCAUGUUGGGCUCCAGCGGCGCCUCUGCGGCUGCAGCCUCUUCGGCGCCUUCUGCGAACGCAGACGGUGACGACUGCGAGAUGGAGGACUCCGCAGACAGCAGUGCAGCGCGUUCUCUUGGUCCAGACGUUGGAGCCCACGGUGCGUCGCACGCGCAGAGCGCGUUUUCUGCUGCCGCGUCUCUCUCUCCCCGCCUGCUUGCGGCUACUACGGGCCGGGGAGCCUGUGAGGCGCCCAGGAGCAGCCUGUCGGGCGAGCCGAGGACCUUCCUCGACGCGCUUGCAGACUCCUCCGAGGGCUCUGCACGCCUCGUCUCGACGUCCGAUUACUGGGACGGCGCCGAGGCCGCCCCUGGCGCAGAUGGGGAGGGCGAGGAGCGUGAACCCCAACGCGGUCGGAAGGCGUCCAAGCGAGCAAGCAGCUCGGGGCGUGCGUCACGCACGCGAGCAACGCGCGGCUCGCGGAAGCGCGGAGUUUCGGCGGGAGAAGCCGAACGGGCGCCUUGA
Messenger RNA from Besnoitia besnoiti, 1365 nucleotides. Its product is annotated as DNA-directed RNA polymerase III RPC9. Gene Ontology annotation, molecular function: nucleotide binding. The transcript has 2 exons. Gene Ontology annotation, biological process: transcription initiation at RNA polymerase III promoter. Lineage: Eukaryota; Apicomplexa; Conoidasida; Eucoccidiorida; Sarcocystidae. The record is from RefSeq and is a predicted model, not a curated record. The coding region runs from base 1 to 1365 and encodes 454 amino acids. Gene Ontology annotation, cellular component: RNA polymerase III complex.